Messenger RNA from Meleagris gallopavo (turkey), 504 nucleotides. Lineage: Eukaryota; Metazoa; Chordata; Aves; Galliformes; Phasianidae. The record is from RefSeq and is a predicted model, not a curated record.
AGGCCAGGCUCAGUCAUUGCCGCUCGAGACGCAGUGGGAGCAGCGCAACCCGGGGAGCUGGAGCCGGGAGGGAGCGAGGGAAGGACGGAAGGAAGGGACGAGGGAAGGAACGAGGGAGGGAGGAUGAAGAUGCAAGCCGAGGUGAUCCGCGAGGGCGAGCUAGAGAAGCGGAGCGACAGCCUUUUCCAGCUGUGGAAGAAGAAGCUGGUAGUGCUCACCAAGGACAGCCUCAGCCUUUUCCCCGACGGGCACAAGCGGGCCAAGGGCAAGGAGCUGGGCUUCGGCUCCAUCCUCAAGGUGGACUGCGUGGAGCGCACGGGCAAAUACAUCUACUUCACCAUCGUCACCAAAGACCGCAAGGAGAUUGACUUUCGGUGCCCGGACCAGAGCUGCUGGAACGCCUCCAUCACCAUGGCUCUCAUCGACUUCCAGAACAAGAGGGCCAUCCAGGACUUCAAGAGCCGCCAGGAGAUGGAGCAGGCAGCGGGCACCCAGGAGCGGUGA